AUGGCCAAUGAUAAGAAAGGGAAGGGCUGUGGAUGGAUCAUCUAUAGUGCUAUAUUGCGUAAGAAAAUCCACAAUGUGCUGCUUUAUGGAGUUGCUGUUGAUAAGUCAGUUACAUACAGACACAAUACGAGCAAUUCCAUUUCACAACCAAAGUGA
Molecule: messenger RNA, 156 nt
Organism: Sphenostylis stenocarpa
Lineage: Eukaryota; Viridiplantae; Streptophyta; Magnoliopsida; Fabales; Fabaceae
Source: the annotation of a GenBank genome assembly